Messenger RNA from Pyrenophora tritici-repentis Pt-1C-BFP, 1671 nucleotides. Its product is annotated as DUF2458 domain containing protein. The record is from RefSeq and is a predicted model, not a curated record. Lineage: Eukaryota; Fungi; Ascomycota; Dothideomycetes; Pleosporales; Pleosporaceae.
AUGACUGAAAACCUUCCCCAGAAUCUAGACCUCGCACAGAUAUUGGCUACACUUGCGAGCCUGCCCAAACCGGCACCUCAGCCUGGUCAAGAUCAACAACACGCAAACGGCAACUCAUACAACAGCCAAGGAUACGAAAACAUUCAACAACAGCACCCUACUGGACAAGUCAACAUCCACCAACAAUCGGCUGAUCCUCGCUUGAUUGGUCGCUCAGUUCCUCAGCAUCGGCAGCCAGCCCUCAAACCGCAAGAACCCAGCGUUUCGUCUCCACCUAUUGACCCUUCAACAAUCACCGAAUGGAAGCAAGGUCUCCGUUGCGUGAGCAAAAUAGCUGCUAGAAACCCAGAGUUUGCUCCAGCGAUCCGCAAGUUGAUGAAAGAUCAAGAGUCUGCCGUCAAGUCAUGGGAAACUGGCCGUAAGAAUCUCAUCGAGGAACAGAGGUUCAAGCGCGAGAAUGAGCGAACCCAUCGAGCUGCACUGUCUCUACCGGGUCUUCUGAAAGAUGUUGCACUUCUUCGGACACCAGAGUGUGAAAAGGAAGAACUUGAACAAUAUGACGCAAAGGUCUACCGAGUCUGCAAAGCAAUGGUCGACUUGCAGACCUCAUCUCUCAAGGUCUUGGGUGUUCCCUUCUUUGGCGUAAAGCCUUAUCUAGUAUCUGGCUCCAGCUACGAUCCUACUGAGGUCACAGAUGCACAAGCAGCUCCAACAGGCGGCAAGAUCACUAAAGAGCAACUUCUCGAACUGCAGCGGAAGAUACGCACGGUUGUUCCGAGUAUUAAUGGUGUGUUGGACAUGUUGGUGAUAGCAAACGCUGUCGCCGAGGUCGCACACUUGAGUCAACCCUUGGAGCCUGUCGCUACUGGAGAAGUGGCGGCUCAGAUCUGCGACAAGCUCCCGACGCUCUGCACCCAUGCGGUAAUGCUAAAAGGUCUUGAGACAACUCUGACCUACCUGUGUCCCGAGACCGAGAGCCCGUCUGUUGUCACCAUCACCAAGACUGCUACCACGACUGCAACUGCUACGGUGACUGCUGGCCCGGAUGGAGCUGCACCUCCGAUUUCCAUGCCUACUACUUCGGAUGAGCCGACUACGACAGUGACGCUUCAGUCAACCCGUCAAGUCACUAUGACUUGGACCAUUACAGAGAUUCCUGCCGGUAUCUCUGUGUCGCUUAUCCCGGGGAGCAUGCCUCCAGUCCUCACGCCACCUGCUACUUCGGAUGAGCCUACUACGACGGUGACACUUCAGCCAACCUCGCAGAUCACUAGGACCGAGACCGUCACUAGGGUCACUCCCAGCUCUUCUAAGUCUUCAUCUUCGUCGCUCACCCCGGCUUCGAUCACUUGGUCUUUCACAGCGGUCCCCCCAUAUGAUAUCUUUCCGACACCAGUCUCAAGCACUGCAGACUUGGUCUCUGCCAACUCGACUGGCAACUCUUCGACUUCAUACGUUUUCCCCUACCACGUUAAGUAUACUUCCCCUAUCCCUCACAGUGACUACAUCAAGCCCUCUGCAUUAUAUAUUGCGCAUGCUGAGGCUAACGAGACCGUUACCGCAACUGCAACCCCUGUUCCUACGGAGAGCAGCAAUGGUAUGGCUGGAGAUGGCCGCGUGUCAUUUGUUGCCCUGUUCCUCGGCUUGAUGGCUGCAGCUUUCAUAGUCUAA